Molecule: messenger RNA, 1839 nt
Organism: Darwinula stevensoni
Lineage: Eukaryota; Metazoa; Arthropoda; Ostracoda; Podocopida; Darwinulidae
Source: the annotation of a GenBank genome assembly
AUGAGGAAUUUCCCGUUGGCGGUCGUUUAUCCUGCCAUGAGGUAUAAUAUCAACGACGAAGUCCACGUGAAAGCAAAAGGAUCUUCGUAUGCCGCAAUCUCAUCCGAGUGGUUCACAUCUCAAUGGUCCUUCUACGAGCAGAUCGUCCUUAAUCACUCGCCUCGAACUAUGGCAAUGAAUGAUUUGGGCGCAACCGCCCUGAGAACUCUCAAGUCCAUCAUCAUCAUGGAGGUGAAUAAGCCGAUCGACAAGGACCUUUUCCUCCAUAAGUUGGCAGAGAAAAAUCUCAUUUCAGAAGCUGAGGAGGAGAAGAUAAAAGAGAUAACGACUUAUAGGAAGGUACUGGACGAGACUUUCUCCAUUCUCCUCACAAAGAAACCGCUCCCGACUUACAUCAAUCUCCAACGGAUACUGAAAGAAAUGAAGAGGGAUGACAUCCUUGAUAAGUUCUUGCGCAACCGUCGAAUAUUCCUCCUGAGGUUUCGCAACAGAGUUAUUUCUGCUCACAUUUCGGUGGGAAUCAUUACACCUGCGGGGCGAAUGGUGAUAAGAGUCUUUGAUUAUGCGUACCGUGUCUCAGUUGUCAUUCACCGGUGGAAAGCCAACAUGAUGACGAUGUUGCUCUUGUGGAUUCUCUUUGUUGGUACUGCCCUCGGGCAGAUGAUGGAGUUCAGAGGUGCCUGGGUUGCAACCGUCCAAAACAUCGACUGGCCCAGUCAACCGGGAUUGGAUAGUUCUGUCGCUCAAUCGGAACUAAGCGACAUCUUAGACUUGAUGGAGGUCCUAAAUAUGAACGCCGUCUUCUUUCAAGUCCGACCGCAUGGGGACGCCAUGUACGAGUCCGAUUUGGAACCGUGGAGUAGCUAUCUCACAGGAACCGCUGGAGAGGCACCAUCACCGUUCUGGGAUCCGCUGGACUUCUUUGUGAAUGCUGCACACUCCAGGGGGAUUGAAGUUCACGCCUGGUUGAAUCCAUACAGGGGAAACAUGCGGAGUAGCACUAAUGACCUUCCUGAUGACCAUCCGUGUGUUGUUUACAAUGAGUUCUGUUAUCCAUACGGAAACUACAUGUGGAUGGAUCCAGGAGCAGCUGUUGUAGCCGAUCAGACCUACAAUGUCGUCAUCGACAUCACCACUCGCUAUGACGUAGACGGUAUUCACUUCGACGACUACUUCUAUCCGUACCCUGUCGACGGUGUGCCUUUCCCGGACGAUGCAACCUAUGAUGACUACCUUUCUGGAGGAGGCCAGAUGGGAUUAGCCGACUGGAGACGCGAUAAUGUCAAUCGCCUCAUGCAACGAUGCUACAAUGGAAUCAAAGCGGUCAAGCCCAACGUCAAAUUUACACUUUCACCGUUCGGGAUUUACCGCCCUUGCGAAGAGAACGGAAUGCCCUGUGACAUCGUCGGCUUCGAUCCCUACGACGGACUGUACGCCGACGCCCUGUGGUGGCUCCAAAGCGGCUGGGUGGACGCGAUGAUCCCGCAGCUUUACUGGAGAGACCAACCUGCUGCUCAGAGUUAUUCCACCUUGCUCGAAUGGUGGAUAUCUCCAGAAGUCAACACGAGGGGACGUCACAUCUACGCAGGAAACGCUCUGUACCGGAUCGACGAGCAAGACUGGCCGAUCAGUGAAAUCAGAAAUCAAAUUGAAAUUUCUCGAAGUCUCAGCUCCCAACUUUCACUCGGCAACGUUCAGUUCAGUUUCAACGUACUCCAGGCUAAUACCAAGGGUGUGACAGACAUGUUCAGAAAUGAGCUCUACAAUCAGCCUGCUGUUGUGCCACCAAUGCCUUGGUUACCUUAAAUUGAUUCUGAAAUAAAACUGCCAGAAUCUUGG